AUGAUAUCUUAUGAAAAUAAGGUUAUUCUAGCGCCUAUGGUUCGAAUUGGAACCUUGCCUAUGCGACUCCUAGCUCUUCGAUAUGGUGCCGAUAUUGUAUAUUCUGAAGAAUUAAUAGAUUGGAAGUUCUUACGAUCUAAACGCAGGUAUAAUGAUAUCCUUAAUACAGUGGAUUUCGUUGAUCAAACAGAUGGAACAAUAGUUUUUCGUACAUGUGCUGAAGAAAAAGACAAAGUUGUUUUACAACUUGGUACUUGUUGCCCAGAAAGGGCAUUAAAAGUGGCUAAACUAGUUGAAAAUGAUGUAGCUGCAAUUGAUAUCAACAUGGGCUGUCCUAAAGAAUUCUCCAUUAAAGGUGGAAUGGGAGUUGCACUAUUACAAGAUACAGAUAAGGCUUGUUGCAUAUUGAAGACCUUAGUUGAUAAUUUAUCAAUACCAGUGAGUUGUAAGAUUAGGAUAUUUGAUACACCAGAAAAAACCUAUGAUGUUGUUAAAAAACUAGUUAAUACUGGUAUAAAGGCUAUAGCUAUUCAUGGCAGAACCCGUGAUGAAAGACCUCAGCAUGCAGUGCACACAGAUAUCAUUCAUUAUAUUGCAGAUAGGAUAUCAAUCCCUGUUAUAGCAAAUGGAGGAUCAAAGGAAAUAGAAAAAUAUGCAGAUAUUUUAAAAUUUAAAGAAGUGACUGGUUGCAAGAGUAUUAUGAUUGCAAGAGCAGCUGAAUGGAAUUGUUCAAUAUUUAGAAAAGAUGGCCUACUUCCCAUGGACACAGUAAUCAAAGAUUAUCUCAAACUUGCAGUUGAUUAUGAUAAUUCACCUUCAAAUACAAAAUAUUGUAUCCAAAAUAUUUUACGGGAUUUACAAGAAACUCCAAGAGGAAGAAAAUUUUUAGAGUGUCAAACUUUGGAACAAAUAUGUGCUAUAUGGGAUUUAGAAAAGUAUUGCCAAGAGAAACAGAAUGACUAUCAAAAGAAAGGCAUACAAGGAAGAUGGCAAGUUAGCCCUGAUGAUUUAGAACCUCCAAAUAAGAAAUUAAGAGUUGAGGAUAUUAAUUUAGAAGAUGUUAUUAAAAUGAAGGUAAGCUUUAUUCGAGCAAAUUUUAAUGAUCUUAAUCUACCUAAAGCUCAACUUCAUGCAUGGGCUGGAAAAAAAGGUCUCCAGCUGCCAACUUAUAAAACUCAUCAGAUUGAAAAGUUAUUUUGUUCAAUACUUGCAUUUGAUGGAAAGAAGUAUACAUCAACAUUUUGGGAAAAAAAUAAAAAAUUUGCUGAACAAGGUGCAGCUUUAGUAGCGCUAUAUCAUUUGGAAUUGAUAACAGAGGAAGAUUUAAUAAAAUUUGGCAGUAUAAUAAAA
Molecule: messenger RNA, 1350 nt
Organism: Brenthis ino (lesser marbled fritillary)
Lineage: Eukaryota; Metazoa; Arthropoda; Insecta; Lepidoptera; Nymphalidae
Source: the annotation of a GenBank genome assembly